Messenger RNA from Besnoitia besnoiti, 5430 nucleotides. RefSeq lists its product as uncharacterized. The record is from RefSeq and is a predicted model, not a curated record. The transcript is spliced from 7 exons. NCBI's taxonomy places the organism in Eukaryota, Apicomplexa, Conoidasida, Eucoccidiorida, Sarcocystidae. Bases 1 to 5430 code for a protein of 1809 amino acids.
AUGGCCGCCCUUCACUCCGCACUCGACGUCUCGCGCUUCGGGCCUCCGCCGUCUUCUUCUCGACAGUCCCAAACCGGCCUGCAGUCUGCUUGUCCGCGGUCCCCGUAUUUCUGUCCCCUCGGACUGACGCCGCAGAGAAUCCCAGGCAUGGAUGCCUCGAGGGAAGUCGCCGCGCAUAACUCCAGUGCGCUCCGCGCACCUCCUUCGCAUCAACGAAGCGUGCAGGCCUCAACUCUCACGUCCUUCUCUGUCUCGCUUUCUUCUGCCGCGGCGAAUCCGCUGCCUUCCGAGCUUUCAACGGCUGCGGGUUCCCUCUCUGCGGAGGCUGCGCGUCCAUUCGGGCCCGGUGAGCGCGCGUCCGACCCCUUGUCUCGCUUUCUUGCGCGAAACGCCUCGUUUUGCGUAUGGCGCUCGCCCUGUCCUCCGGCGGGUGUCUCCGCGUCCUCGAUGCCUCCCGGGGGCGCGUCUGGAGACGUGCGGGCACCGAGCCUCACGAGCGUCUUACCGAUCAUCCUGGCGAGUCCGCUGCGGCGGAAGAAGGCCUUGCGCAAAACCGACGCCGCUCGCCAGUCCUUCAACGACGAAGCCCCUGAGUCUCCGCUGCGCAGCACCGCCGCUAGGGCGCGCACGGCCUCAGUCCCGGCGGCAGAGGCGAGUGCGCGCCGUCGCGCCGCGUCCGCAGAGCCGCGCAUCCCUUCCGCAGGCGAGGCAGGACCUGCCGCGUCGCCCGGUCCUCGUGGACUCCGAGACCAAGGUUCUCCUCUCGCGUCUUCGCGCGCCGCUGCCCACCCCGCCGAGCAGGAGAGUCGCGCGCACGCGGCGCCACAGCCUGCGUCGCCUGCCGCGCCGUCGCUGCUCUUCGUGUCGCCUUCCUUGUUCGCGGGCGACGCGACGCGGGCGGGAGACGGCAAGGCAGGCGGAAGCGGCGCCGACGGCGAGGGUCACUUUUCGUUUUUUUCAAGCCCGAGCCGGGCGGCAGGGGCGGUCUUUUCGCGUGAGUUGAAGCCACCCGUGCAGCAGCCUGCGCAUGGCGCGUCGCCCUUCUCUCUUCUCGCGCCGUGUCCGCCGUCUGCCUCGCCCUUCGCCUCGAGUCUCGAGGCCGCGCCGUCCGCGGUUGCGCCGCCUGCGUUCUCCGCGGCGGCGACGCCCAUGUUCCUCUCCCCCUCGCCGCGCUCACCGUUUCUCAGGGCGAGCGCGGUCGCUGCAGCUGACGCCGGGGGCGGGAUGCAGGCGAGCGGCGCGCGGCGGAAAAGCGACUUUAUUGAGAUGGCGCCGAAUCGCUGGACGUGGGGCGUGCGUCUCGGCGAGCGCGCUUGGGAGGCGUACAGACAGCAGAUGGCGCUGACCUCGCACUUUGCCGUGACCAGCGACGAAAUCGCGCGGUCGCUGCUUCAGGGCCAAUACCCGAACAAGUCCGCGCUCUCCAGGCCCGAAGGCGCGCGGCGGAAGACCUACGAAGGGCUCCACGACGAAGCGCCGCGCCUCGGCGAAGCAGAACCUCGCGGGAGGGCGCGCAGCAGCGAAGGUCGCGCAGGCGGGAGCGAGACGCGGGCGGACGCGCGCAGAGGCUCGUCCUCUGAGGCAGAAGAUCUCGCUCUCGCACGGAAGCUGCAGGAACUCUCAUCCGACGACGAGUCCCUGCUGUCAGUCGACUCGCGGGCAGGGAACUUCCGCAGCGCGACGCCGCGUCUCCUCUUGCCAGCGGCCUCGCAGCAGAGGAGAGCGCGCUCCGUGGAAGAGGGCGGAGAUGAGAAGGCGACCCUUUUUCUCGAUGCAGACCUUACCUCUUCUGAGGAAGAGGGAGAGAGGCCGAGUUCGCAAAAACCAGCAAUCGCGGAGGAAGACGGGCGCGAAACUGCUCCUGCCUGGAGGGGCGGAGAGAGACGAGUCGCGGACGCGAGCCAGACGCAUCACGCGAGGCCGGAUUCCAGCUCCGCAAAUCGCGCUCAAGACGCAGGGGAGGCGCCGACAGAGCGUGCGGUUCGCCGUCACGACGUUCAUCUUACCAUGGCGCCGCAGCUUGGAGCGCCUGUUCAGCCACCGCUCCGCGACGUCGUCGCCCGCACGCCGAUCGUCCUCGGCGCGCCGCACAAGACGCGCAGCCGGCCUUCCGUGCAGAUGCGGCUCAACAGAGAGGCGAACGCAGUCUACGUCUCCUCGCAGGAGAGACAGCGAGAAAUGCAGCAGAGCCGAAAGCUCUCUGCGCGGCGCAUCGGGGAGCCGGACUCGCCCGUCUCGUCGUCUCUUUCUCUUCGAGGCGCGGCUUCCUCUCCCGCGAGGCAUGCGUCGCAUCCCUCCGCAGAGGCGCCUCUGCAGGAGCCAGCAUCCUGUCUGCGACCGUCGCGUGCGCCGAGAGAAGAGCUCUCGCUGCGGAGGGAGCCUCUGCCUCGGGCGUCUCGCCAGUCUCACGGUGCGCAGCCGGCUCACGCGGAAUCUCGCGCGUCGGCCUCUGUUUCCGCGCGGUUUCCGCCGCCCCCUCCGCUGCUUGGCGGAGGCGCGGAGGCGUCGCUGCGAGAGAGACGCGCGUCGCUGCAGGCGGAGGACUCUUCGCUGCGCCGAGGAGGGCGCGAAGACGCGCAGAGUGAGCCGGCUGAGAGCGAGAAGGAAGGGGGCUCUGGCGAGGGAGGCGCAGAGGCAGAAGUGCGUGGGCGGAGAGACAGCCGCCGGGGAGCACCCCCGCGCGCCGGGCUGGACAGGCGCCGAGUCAAGAGGGGAGAGGGAGAGGCGCACGCGUCGCUGUCGCCGAGUGGAGCCCGCAGCGGGCCUUCUGCGCCUCGCAGGGCCACAGACGAAGGCCUUUUUUCAGCGAGCAGCGAGGAUUCCGCCCUCGUGGCGCCUGUCUCCCUUCCGCGGCGAGCGAGCGACCAGUCGCGUCUGGCUCGCCUGAGCUUCUCUGAGCAGCAGGGAAGGAGGAGCGGCGACGGGAGCGCUGAGAAGGCACGCGGCAGGCGAUCCAGCGUCGAGCUCCCGCGUGGGCAUCGAGACCAAGGAGCCGGAGACGGUCGACGCGCCUCGGGCGGCGAAGUGCGUGAGGACAAGAAGAAGGGAGUGGGGGGCGCAGCUGAGCUUGCCGGCGCAGAGGACCGGGCGCCAAGCGAGGCAGAGAGAAACUGGAAGGAGUCAGGAAAGGGAGGGCUUGCCGAGCGAGAUACGCUCCGGCGUCUCGAGGGCUCAGGAGAGCCGGCUGUCUCGCCAGCGCCGGCAGAGGAGCUCCCUGCGAAUGACCGCGCAGACUACGGGCGCCGGCGCGAGGACGACGCAGAUGAGACGCAGAGUCUGUCGAGCGAAACGUCCCUCGAGGACUUCCUGGCACGCAGCGACCCGUACGGAGACUCUCCAGCGAGCGAAGAAAAACGAGGGCGGCGCGCGUCUGCGGGCGCCGCGCCCGCGCCGCCGUCGGCCGCACCGCCCCCCGCCUCUCUCGGGACCGACGCUUCUCAGGCGACGGCGACAGAAGAAGGCGACGGAACGUCCUUCUCGUCUCCUCCCGAUCUCUUCGCUGACGCGGCCGGCGGCUUUGGCCACGACGAUUUUCUCGACGCGGAACCUCUGGGGGAUCAAGACGCGCGAGAGUCGGGCGACGGCGAGGAGCCCCUGGGCGCCGCUGCCUCGGCCCUGGCGCUUCUGUCUGACGCGCUCGACAGGCCGGCGGCAGACGCGGGCGGCAUCGAGGGCGAGGACGCCUCAACGCCGGCGCACGCGCGAGGCGCCGCGUCUUCGGCGGCAGCGGCGCCGCUCUCGGCGCUGUCCGCUGCGCUCGUGGAGGCCUCUGCGACGCCGCCACCCGCCGCGCGGACGACGACGGCGCUGGCGGUGCAAACCGACGGCCUGCCGGCGCCGCCGCCGCCCGUGGUGGGCUCCGUGCAGCGCGGCAUCCAGACUUCGCCGGCGUCCUCGCCCGAGGGGCGCCGGCGCUCGUCGCGCGAGGCCCGCGCGCGGAAGGGAGGCGAGAAGAGCCGCGGGCUGACGCGGGCGACGAUGCCUCCGCGUCUGCCGGUUGUCACGAUCGGCGCGCGUCUCGUCGAGGAGCCGAUCUCCGUCCUCGCGCGCCACGAGGAUGGGGGGGGGGGAGACGAGGGGGAGGAGGUGGAGGGCGCGGACGGCGUCGUCUUCGUGGAGGGCGGGGCGUCCGCGGCCUCGGCGGAGUCCGACAGAGAAGCGCCCUCAGCCCCGCCGGGCUCGCCGGUGCGCUCGGCGCGGAGCGCGCAGAAGCGGCGGUAUCCGCUGCGGCAGCGCCUGCCGGCGCUCAAGUCGUGGCUGGGGGAGUACGCGCGCUACGGCUACUCAGAGGACGGCAAAUGGGGCUUGGUAGGUGUGUCGCGCUGCGUGAACCAGGACGCGCUGCGCGCGGUCGCGCGAGACGUGACGGUCGACGGCGUCCUCGGCGCGGUCGCCGGCAAGCGCGAAGAGAAGAAGCGCCAAGAACUCAUGCGAAACGGCACUCUCCUCGAGCUCGCCGUCGACGAGCGCCAAAAACUGCUGCAGCUUGGCCAGCACGUCAGAGUCUCCGACUCCGAAGGCGACGAGGCCGCAGCCCCCGGCGAGCGCCGCGACCGGCGGAGGCACGAGAAGGCCAAGCGGAAGCGGCGCGAGGGGAAGCGCGGAGGGACCGGCGACACGAAGCGACGGCGCAGAAGGCAGACAGCCGCAGGCGAGCGGGCGGAACCGCGCGAGCGGCGCGAGCGCCUAAACGAAGAUGCGGAAGCAGCGUGGAGAAGUGAGCAAGGGGCGGAGGGAGGUGGCGACGACGCGGACUGGGGCGUCGGGGAGACGCAUGCGGAGGAAGACGAACCGCAGGCGCCCGAGCGUCGCAGGCGCAGAGGCGGCCUGCCCCAAGAGUCCGACAGCGACGAGGGAGGGGAGCGAGCGGAGGAAACCGCGAAAAAGCGGCAGGAGAAGAGAAGCGAGAGAAGAAAGUCCGGAGGGAGGGGUUUUAGUGAGGACGAGACCGAACUCCCCAAGAGCGAAGGGGAGCGACGGCGGGGCAAGCGCGUCAUCCACGACGAUGAUCAAGAGGACAACGCACAGCCAACAGACCUCACCAGCACAACUUAUGAAGAAGGCGAAGACGGCACUCGAAGGCUGUUCACCUACAAGGCUGUCACGCUGCCCCCAGAGUGGACUUGGAUGAACGCGAAUCCGCAAGGCACUUUGCAGACUGCCUUGAUAAGUCGGUGUGGGGCGAGCAGCCACUCGCUCCUCCUGCGGCUCGCGCCUGGAACGACGAAACCUCCAAUCGACAGCGGAUCGUUUCUUCACUACGGAGUCGUCUCCGCCGGUCGGGGACUGCAUGUGAAGGUCGGCGAGAAGGAGGCGACGCUGGACGCGGAAGGGAUGUUUUUCGUUCCGCAGCACACAGUUUGGAGCCUCGUCAACACUUCUCGGGGCGAGAGCGUCGAGGUCUACCUGACUUUCUGGCAGAUGCCAUGA